AUGGCGCCUACCGCGCCCGAUUUCCAAAAGUUCAUCACCGACGCCCGCGAGCGCAAGAAGAACGAGGCGCUCGCCGACAGAAUAUUCUCCCGGGAUCGCCGGCAGAGCGCGCCCUCGAAGCUCAAGGCAGGCGCUACCUCCGGCGGCUCCCUCGCCAGCCGUGUCGGCGUCGUCAAGAAGCGCGCCGCAGAUGCCACCUCGCGCAGGUCGAGCAUGCCCUCGGCGGGCGACGUGAACGGCGAAUGGACGCACGAUCUCCACGACUCGGUCAACGCCCGACCCUCGUCGCUGGCAUCCCGCAUCACGAGGCCCGGCGCGGCCCCCAGCAAAAAGACGGCUCCCGCUCAGCAGCGAAAGUCGAAGCUCUCCUCAGCUCUGGACCGAGCCGACAUCAACCAACUCAACGUCGUAAACAACGGGAGCGUCGCCACAGCGUCGACGUCGCGGAGCAGGGCGGGCGGCAUGGGCAUCUCGAUUCGCGGGCUGGCGGGCCCCUUCGCCGUCAUGGGACAGAACUUUGCCCCCGGCACGUCGGCAGCGGACAUCGAGAGCGCCAUGACUCCCAUCGGCGGCGACAUGGUGAGCUGCAGCAUCGUGAAGACGCAGCCCUUUGUCCUGGCCGAGAUGGUCUUUUCCUCGCGCGAGGGUGGCGAGCGCGUCAUUGACACAUUCAACGACAAGACGGCCGACGGCCGGAUCCUCAAGAUCUACGCAAAACCAGGUGGCUAUUCGUCUCCCAGCAAUACAGCCUCGCCACCCGCGAACGCCCCCAACGGCCCUCGCGCCACGAGAGCCGCGUCGUCGCGGGACCACGUCGUUGACGGACGCAUGGGCUUCGAGAAUGAUCUCAUGGACACGGAUAAGGGGUCGUUGUCCUCCAGAGCAUCCACGCGGCAACCGCUGUACAGCGACAAGCUGAUCGCUGGGAACCGCCGGGGUCGAGGACGCGGCGGCAGAUGA
Purpureocillium lilacinum is the source of this 960-nucleotide messenger RNA. RefSeq lists its product as uncharacterized. NCBI's taxonomy places the organism in Eukaryota, Fungi, Ascomycota, Sordariomycetes, Hypocreales, Ophiocordycipitaceae. The record is from RefSeq and is a predicted model, not a curated record.